Aplysia californica (California sea hare) is the source of this 2625-nucleotide messenger RNA. RefSeq names its product ADP-ribosylation factor-like protein 6-interacting protein 4. The record is from RefSeq and is a predicted model, not a curated record. The coding region runs from base 164 to 862 and encodes 232 amino acids. NCBI's taxonomy places the organism in Eukaryota, Metazoa, Mollusca, Gastropoda, Aplysiida, Aplysiidae. The transcript is spliced from 5 exons.
GUCCAUUUCCUGUUUACAGUUUACAGUGUGGCAAAACCAAACUAUAGUACGUUUUUACCGAAAGAAAGGUCUUACCGAAAAUCGGUACUUGAAGUUCAGAAAAAAGAAUGCUUCAUUGUUGUCAAACGCUCUUAACGUCUUAGAGGGCUUGUUUUCUGCUGAAAUGCCUCAGAAGAAAUCACGGAAAAAAUCUUCGGGAUCAAAGAGGAAAUCAAAGCGGAAAAGACGCUAUUCUUCGUCAUCAUCGUCCAGCAGUUCUUCGUCCAGUUCAUCAAGUUCUAGCACAAGUAGCAGUAGCUCAGACUCUGACAGUGGUGACACACGUAGAUCUAGGACUAGUUCUCAAAGUCAAGGACGACCAAGAACUCAGAGUAUCUCAACGUCGUCAGUGAGUAGCAAAGGAACCAGGAAGUCAAGAAGUUCUGUAAAAAGUUCUAAAAAGAGAAAACGAAAGAGGUCCUCAUCUUCAUCCUCGUCUUCAUCAUCAUCAUCACCCCCUCCAAAAAAGAAAAAAAAGAGGAAAGCCAAGAAAAAGAAAGAUAAAAAGAAGAAGAAGAUUCAUCCUGAGAAAGAACCAGAGCCUGAACCUGCCCCCUUAAACGGAAAACCUCCUGACAUCCUUACUGGACCUAAGGCUGGUCCGAAACCUAGGACAAUGACACCGAUGACAAAGGACGAGUGGGAACGACAACAAAGUGUCGUUCGUCGUGUCUAUGAUGAUGAGACUGGGAGAGAAAGGUUGGUGAAAGGAGAUGGCGAAAUUCUAGAAGAAAUUGUAAGCAAAGACAGGCACAAGGAAAUCAAUAAGACUGCAACCAAGGGGGAUGGCCAUUCCUAUGCAAAACGAAUGGGUUUGUUGUGAGUUACAGAAUACUUGAAUGGAUCUUCCAGCACUGCUGCACAAGUCAUUGAGUGGAUAAAUGGCAGGACGUAUGUGAAGCACUGGGCUUGUUCAAAGUGCUGUUGGUUUGCUGUGAUGUGCCAGUACUACAUAAAUUAUUAUCCAAGCAGCCCUUUGACUGACGUCAUGUUAAGUGAACCACAAGCAACGUACAGUGGAUUCCACUUGAACUGAACAAGGUUAAUCCGAAAACAGCGGAGAACUGAAAGAACAUAAAAUUCUAGAUUUUUUCUUUGUCUUGGUAAGAAGGCUAUUGGUAAACCAAAAUGCUCCCCUUUCUAAACCGAAAAGAAUUUUUAUGGUUAUGUUAACAAAAUCGUCAACAGCAACCAUCAAGUAGUCUAGCGGAAAUUAUCAUGUCCAACGGAGUGGGUAGCAAAACAACAGAAAAAGACAUGAGAAUGUGCGUGUGUCGAUUGGCCGGCUAGAGAGAAGCAUCGCUUCUGUACUGUUUCCCUAUGUUUAUCACAUACAUCAAUGGCCCUGCACACUGUAUUUAGGCCUAGUGAAGCAAUGGUAGUGAAUUUACAUCUGUCGCGCAACCUUAGUUUGGUCAUGACCUAUUUUCUCUGUGAAGUUAGUUCAUGUGGGCCAUAUAUCUGAGAAUGUGAGGGCAUGUUGUGUGUUUUAUAACAUUACUGGCAUUGAGUUUUUUUCAUAUCUCUAGACUAGUGCAGAGCAUAAAACUGUGUGCUUAUCUACUCUUUCCUCUGUUUUGUGUGAUUGUUUGUUUGAUAAAUCAAGCAGGCUGACAGUGUCGAAGAGAAGCGCAGUGUUGCUCAAAUUGUUACUUAAAGAGUUAGAUAAGAAGAAAAACUUUCAAACAGUGAAAUUCAUCGCAGGCACAGCAUUCCCAACUCUACGCUGUUGACAAUGAUAGCUAUUUAAGCAACCCUCUCAAAACUGAAAUCUCGGCUAAACCAAAGGAAGUCUGGUAGUCCUGCAGAUUUGGGUUGAAGUGGACGCUACUGUGCGAGUACUGGAACAUUAUUAUUCAAUGUUACCAUUUAUCAAUGUUUACUGUACAUUGAAAUGGGUCCUCACUCAAAGUGCUUGAAUGGGAGAACUGUGGUGUACCUUUGACACUUGACUAAAAGUUCUCAUUUAUGCAGUAACAGCAGACAUAUUAUAUAUGUUGAGUUUGCAAAAUGUUUCAGGUGAUGACCUAUCUAUAGAUUGCAGGGGAUGCUUUUUAAAGAUUGGCCUAUCUUUUACCUUGUGUGAGUUAUGUGUGUAUUAUAUAUUAUACAUGUGCAUGUUUCUCAUUUUCGAAGGCGUUAUGCUCUGACUGUGUAACUUGUUUCUUGAAAAUUGUUUAACAAGCCAAAAAAAACCUUUGGAUUUGAAUUAUGAAAAAAGAUACCAGAUAUAGAAGUCAUCCGACGGUACUUUAUACUACAGCCUAGCACAGACAUAGCAAAAUUGAUGGGAUGCAGAAAUCUUUUCAUUAUGUAUGAAUUUUGUAGGUAUGUGUUAUAAAUGCAAAGAAUUUAUAUAUAGUAUACAGUCUAGCAGCAGGCACAUAGCGAAGUUGAUGGGAUGCAGAAAUCUUUUCGUUAUGUAUGAAUUUUUAAUAUGCGUGCUUUAAUUUUAUAAAUACAUAGAAUAAUGUAUGAGGAAAAAUUCGGGACCUGAAACUUAGCUAGCUAUGUAAAAAUUAUAGACUAUAUAUCUCAUUUUCAAGGUUGUUAUAUAACUUGUUUCUUGAAAGUUUUUUACUCAGU